AUGGCGAAGCCUCCUGGUCGAAUACACUCCCGGGAGGUUUGGGAAGGCUACCGGGAGCUGAUCCACAAUCUCUAUCUGAAGCAGAACUGGAAGUCCCAAGAGGUGACAGAUUUUCUGAACGACAACUACAGCCUUGCUAUAACUGACCGGCAGGUGAAAACCAAGAUCAAAGACUGGAAAUACAAUCAAAAGAGAACAUGUGCUCCGUUUUAUCGAGCAAUGUUAGUCGUGUCAAAUCAUCGACGAGAUAUCAAUGGCUUGAGUACUGUUUUCCAAGUCCCGAAGAAGGAUACCAGGGUAGAGGUCCCCACUAAGAGGAUCAAAAAGGAAGUGGAGAGGCAGAAAGAGUUAGUGGACUUGCCUUCCAUUGAGGAAGCAGAGAGGCUCCUGCUCACUAAAGGCUACACAUGGGGCACUCCCAACCCUUUGUAUAGUACAGAAUGUCUUUACCCAACUCUCCAAGACCACAUGAAUUUUGACGUUGAUCGGUCUGAUCUCUGGGACUGGGUGACAAGCGACGAGGAGGAGGGUGAGCGAGAGGAUGAGCAUGGUGCACCUACUACAGCCGAACAGUAUCAGCCUUACCCACCACUACAUGUUGCCGCAGAUCCGUCGAUGGACCGUUUGAGUCUGGCAGGCGAACAGAAAAUGCAUGUGAGUCAAUGGGCUGGCCCAUGGUUCUGGCAUGCUUUCGGUAAUGGACUUGCACUACCAACUAGCAAGUCAGAUGCGAUAGAUAUCUUGAAACGAUUGCUAAGAGAGCAGCCGGACAAUCAGUAUAUUUUCCCCUGCUUGAGCUGGAUGAUUUUGAUACUGGGAUCCAAUGGCAAGCACGCUGAGUUGAAAGAAUUUCUCACGGCGAGCUGUGCGGUCAUUGACGAGGAAACAAAUCAAAACCUAUUGUACAGCUCAAUAUUUCACUAUGCUCUUGCGGUUCGGGAGAAGAACACUCAUGACAAACGCAAAUACGGCGAAAACUUUGCACGCCUGCAUGAGCCAAUGAAGCUGGUCUGGCGGAGCGAUCAUCCCAAUGUCUUGGUCAAUCUAACAUUUUGGGCAUGGUACCUGCUUGAUGAGCAACGAUAUCCAGAGGCCAUCGAGCUCUUGGAAGGCUCUCUCCCUUCGUUCGAACGUGUUAUGGGCAGGCAUGAUCUCCUGGCAAUAAAUUGUCGCACCAUCCUCUCUCGUGCAUACGAGGACACAAGAAACUAUCCACAAGCCAUCUUCCAUCUUGAGCAAGCCCUCCAAUUCAUGGGCAAUCAUCGGCGAGAACUUGAUGCAUUCAGUUUUGAACUUCAUGGUAGACUUGCAGAUCUGAAGAAGCACAAUGGGGACCUUGCUUCGGCGGAGCAACAUCUACGAUACUGCAUUCAAGGCCGAAUGCAGACAUUCGGACUCCGGGACCAGUCGAUCUGGUACUUCAUCAAUUUGCUGUGUGGAUUGUUGGGCGACACUGGGCGAGGCCGAGAUAUUGACCAACUACUAGUGGACCUGCAGCAACGC
Molecule: messenger RNA, 1503 nt
Organism: Exophiala aquamarina CBS 119918
Lineage: Eukaryota; Fungi; Ascomycota; Eurotiomycetes; Chaetothyriales; Herpotrichiellaceae
Exons: 2
Molecular function (GO): protein binding
Source: RefSeq, a predicted model, not a curated record